Cucurbita maxima (winter squash) is the source of this 912-nucleotide messenger RNA. RefSeq names its product GEM-like protein 4. The transcript has 2 exons. The coding region runs from base 1 to 546 and encodes 181 amino acids. The record is from RefSeq and is a predicted model, not a curated record. Lineage: Eukaryota; Viridiplantae; Streptophyta; Magnoliopsida; Cucurbitales; Cucurbitaceae.
AUGGGAAGUGAGGUGGAAGUUAAACUGUCACCGAACAUCACCGAGAAUUUGAAGGGAAAGCUGUGGUCUGGGGCAAGACUUGUUCAGUUUGGAGGAAAUGAGAAGAUUUUUCAGAAAAUGUUCAAUCUCAGCCAAGGAGAGAAGUUACUAAGUUGUUCACGCUGUUAUUUGUCAACCACAGCAGGUCCCGUAGCAGGCCUCCUCUUUAUCUCCACCCAUGUGGUUGCCUUCUGCAGUGACAGACCAAUCGUCGUCUCUUCUUCAGAAGGAGAACUGGGCAGAUUGAACUACAAGGUAACAUUAUACAUCCUUCAACAUUCACAAACCCCUGUGGUUGCUAACAAGUUUUUUGUACUGUGCUUGAUUCAUCAGGUUAUGAUCCCAUUGAAGAAGAUGAAGAGAGUUAACCAAAUAGAGCAUAUAAACAAUCCGUCAAAGAAGUACAUUCAAGUGGUGACUGUGGAUGAUUUUGAUUUCUGGUUUAUGGGUUUUCUGAAUUAUGAGAAAGCAUUCAAGUUCCUCCAAAAGAAGGUUUCUAGAGAUUGAGAAGAUUGGCCUGAGAGGCUCCAAGGAAGUGCCAUCCAGGAAAAAGUUAUGAACAUUGUAAAGAUUCUAUUGGUGACGGGAAUAUAACUCGUCUUAAAAUAUCAGAUAUCAUCAAUUUGUCAAUAUUUUGAUCACAGAUUUGAUCCAUCCUGUUCAAGAAAUCUAAAUGUUUGUUGAAUAAAUUUCUAAUUAAAACACAAAUCACUCAAACUAGAACAGCAAAAAGCUCAGUUUACACAGACGCGUCUCCAAGCUUAACUCUUUAUACAGCAGAUGGUUCGAAAGUGAUAGAUUUGAAGAACAAUGAAGAACAAUAUUAUUCAUAUCCACACUAGAUAACAAAUUUCCAACAUAUAAAUGUUGAAA